AUGUCAAAACAUACUACCAAUUCAACAACUAAUGAUAAAGACGAAUGUGGAAAUUUUGAUGUAUUCGAUGGAUUUAUAGACAAACUAAUUGACGGUAAAUUCGAUGAGGAUAAAGAUGAUGACAUUCAAAUCGUUGAUGUAUCGGCUCAAUCAGUUAUGAAUACAGAGAAAAAUCAAAAAACAAUCAAGCAUCAUUCAACUAUAAAAUCAAAUGAGAAAGAAUCUAAUAGUGGUAUGCAAGAACAAACACCAGUUCUUUCUUGUUCAACAAAAUUAACUCUUAUGAAAUUACUUCGAAUAGAUUUCAAUGAAAUUCCUUUCUAUCUAUUCAAGACAAAUCAAUCAUUUGAUAAAAAAAUUCGUUCUAUAUUACCAACAACCGAUAAACUAGAACAACUACGAUCUAUUGCUAUAUUAAUGUAUAAAAUAAUAUGUAUUAAUAUGAUACGUUCUCUCUGGAUAGUUUAUCAAAAAUCAGGUAUGGGUGAACUACAAACAAACUUACUAUCAAUAAAUCAAUUAAAUAGAAAAGUUUGGCCGAAAGAAAUUCUAUUAUUAUUAAAUGAAAAUCAAAUUGUUAAUAUAAAUCAUGAUAAUGCUUGUUCAACCUUAGUAAAUCAUUGUCUAUGUCAAUUGAAUGAUAAAAGUGAAGAAUAUCGACGUGAAUUACGUUUGAAUACAACACGAUUAUCGGAUUAUACACCUAAUAUGGAAUAUAUUAUUGAAAAGUUUGUAGAACAGGGACUUAUUGGUUUACGUAUAGAGAUCGAUUGUCAAAUUGCUCUAGUUAAACAUGAUUAUAUAGAUGAAAUACUCAAACAACAAUAUUUAGCACAAAAUCCAACUGCUAUACAAAUCGAAUCUGUAGAACAUCUUUGUAAACUCAAAUCUAAUCAUGAAACAUUAAGAUAUGAAUUAAAUUUAUUAAAAGAUAAAAUUCCAACAUAUCUAUCAACCCAUCCAUUUGAUAGUCAGUCAUUAAUAGAAUCACCAUUAAUUAAUAGUACUCGAAAUCCAAGUCUUCGACAACAAUUAUAUAUACUAUACAAAAAUCUUAUGGAACAAAUAAAAAAUAAAAUGUUAAAUGUUUAUCUAGAAUCUAUCGAACAACAAGCAUCUGAUUAUCAAAUGAAGCUCAAUAAAGAAAUAGAUAAAAUUUGGGAAAUAAAUAAGACUCUUUCACAAAAUCAACAAUUAACUUCCAUUAUGCCAACUCUUAUUGAUCAGCGUUUGUCAAAUAUUACUUCACGUAUGAUAUGUAUCCAUAAAUAUAAAACAAAAUUAUUUGAUAUUAAAGCAAAUAAUCACUAG
Adineta steineri is the source of this 1311-nucleotide messenger RNA. NCBI's taxonomy places the organism in Eukaryota, Metazoa, Rotifera, Eurotatoria, Adinetida, Adinetidae. The record is from the annotation of a GenBank genome assembly.